AUGAGCGGCCAGCCGAUGCUCAAAAUCACCAUUCCGCCAGGUCUGGGGCCGGGGCAGAAGCUCAUGUGCAAGGCGCCGGACGGCCAGCAGCUGCAGGUGACCAUCCCGCCAAACGUCAGGCCCGGCCAGCAGAUCCAGAUUGCGUACAAGCCGCUCGCCGACCAGCCAGCCGCGAGAGGCAGCCAGGGCUCGACGCCCCUCGACGUCGCUCGAAUGCGGCAGAUUUCGCAAGAUAACCGUCACAAUGUCAAGUUCCGCAUCCUGGAGACGGAGGUGAAAACGUCAAAGAUGCCGAGCCGCCUGACGCGCGAGCAGGCUGAGGCCCUGCUCCGCUGCUUUGAAGUCCCAAUGCGGCGCGUGGACGUACUGGAGCGCUACCUCGAGAAGCGGCUCCAGCCCGCGGCCGCCGCGUGGGCCGAGGAGCUCAUGUCGACGCGCGUCACGACCGACGAGAUUCGAAAUCUGUGCGGCGACCCAAUUGAGUAG
Molecule: messenger RNA, 486 nt
Organism: Emiliania huxleyi CCMP1516
Lineage: Eukaryota; Haptophyta; Isochrysidales; Noelaerhabdaceae
Exons: 2
Coding region: 1-486 (161 amino acids)
Source: RefSeq, a predicted model, not a curated record